AUGGCUCAAGUAAUUGUAGCGAAUGCCGUUAAUUUGGCUAUUAUCAUUGUUUUGAUUGCAUUAUUAAUCAAAAUGUACGAAAAAGUGUCAAGGAGAAGUUAGAUGAGAACAAUUGAUGCUUCUAAUUCUAUUCUAGAAUAAAUUAAAAAUUAUGUUAUCGAUUUGAAGCUUAAGAAAGUUAAUGAGUAGCAACAAGAGGCUACAGAACAUUAGAUCAUGCAAAAUGAGAGAAAAAUGCUUCAACAGCCUGGAGUAAGAAAGAGCGCUGUCACCACAAGCUUUUCUCAUGUUAAUAUGAACAAUCCUACUAGAAUGGAAUCAAGAUUAGAAAAAAACACUAUAGACUUAGAGGCUUAGCAAGAAAAAUUAGAAACUCCUAAAAACAAAGGAACUUUAAGAAAAUAAGAUGAUUUAGAAAAAGUUCCUGCUGAAAUGAAUAGCAAAAUUAAGCAAGUUAACAUCUAGACUCCUCCUCGUCCAACAGCAAGAAAAAUUAAUCAUUAAAAUUAAGCUAAUAAUAGUGAAACAAUAACAUCGUCUUAAGAUGAUUUUCUGACUAAAACCUUAUUAAAAUAACUAUUUUAUAGGUCAGUUAGAUAGUAUCAUUCUUUAGGAUCUAUUCUGAUGUAUUUUUACUCUAUUAGAAAGUACAGGAAUUUAUUGGAAAAAGGAGAAUAAUUAUUUUGUAGCAAUCCUGCAUAUGAUUUAGAUAUCAUUUCUCACAUAUUUUAGUACAUUUGCUAUUUUGUUUAUUCGAUUUUUAUAGCUGUAUGUAUAUAUCACAGUGACAGCACUAUAGAAAUCGGAUUACCAUUGAUAAUCAUUUUGAUUUUGACUAUAAUAUUACAUAUUUUUUUGCUUUAUUUAGACUUGAAAUUCUAAAAAAAUCAUGUAAAAGAACUUUAAUCUUCAACUAAAUAAUAAGCUUGGGAGUCAAUUGCAAUUUAAUAAGAAAAAUAAGCUCAAGCUGUUAUAAGUAACAGUAAUAAUUAAGAACAAAUUGUAGAUAAAAAUAAUAAUCAACUUGCUUAACCUAAAAAGAAUAUUCCUCAUCCUCCAGUUAAGAAUCAACCUCUAUCAUCAAGAAGAGUAGAAUAGAAAAGGCCAAAUAGUGGAAUUUCGACUUUCCCUAUGUAAUGUGAAAAUGCGAAUGUUGAAAAUUAAUAGGUGAUAGGAGCUGAAGAAAGCUAUAACAAUAACAAUGGUAUAUAAUAGAGCUAGUUAGGUAAUGCUAAAACUAUUGCAGGAAGCAGUUUUUAAAAUUAAAAUGGCCACAACAAUCACGGUAGUGCAUUAAAUAGAGAUAGUUCAAAAAGUAGUGGAGUGCAUAGUAUUAGCUAAAAUGGUGUUCAAGGAGUUGAAUCAAAUAAUUUAGUUAUUCAAUCUACAGAGCAUUCAACAUUUUUUGACGUUAAAGAUGAAGUAUAAAUUGUUUUGUAAGAUAAAUCAACCUCUCAUAAGUUACAUGGAUGUAUCCUCUUGUUUACUGUUCUUCUUGGUGGAAUAGGUUCCUAUUUACUAUUCAAUACAGAGGAUAUUAUUGGAGGUUAUGUUUUACUUACUUGUUUCUUUGUUGCUUUAAUCGAUUUUGUGUUGCGCUAUUUCAUUUGUGGAGCUAUUUCUGUUAUUAUAUUGAUGAAGUAUAAAUUAACAAAGAAUAUUGAUUACGUUAGAGAAAUUAACGAAGAAAUAAAUUGGGUGAUGAUUUAGAUAAAUCAUUUAGAAAAGGAAAACAUUACACAAUAACAAGAGGUUAAUUUAAAAUCCCCUGAAAAAAUGUAAGCAGUAGUUGCACAAGUUAAAAGUCCUUCAAAAUCAGUAAGAAAAAUAAUGGAAUCUUUGAAAAAAAUAGUUUCGCCAUCUAAAAAAAGAUAUUAGAAUUCUCCAAUGAAAGAAUGUGAUAUGCAACAAGACGAAAUUUAAUUUUUGCCUAACUAUAAUAAUGGGGAUAAUAUUCCAAUUAAGCAUCUAAUUUUUAACUAAGAAGGAAAAAAUGCAGUUGAGUUUGAUACUUAAACAUAACAUGACUAUUCAAUUAAUAAUGUAUCUGUUAAUAAUCCUAUGAUGUAAAGAAUUUCUUUGAUUAGAAAGGCUAACAAUUAGAACAAUUAGUCUCAGGAAAGCAUUGAUAUCCAUGAAGAAAUAGCAAUUAAAAAAGUCAAUAUUACUCCUGCAAGCCAAGCUAAAAAUCACUAUAGCAGCAAGAAGCCAGAACAGCAAUUAGUUUAGGUGAAAGAUUUUACAUUGGAUUCGCAUAGAAAUAACCAUAUAAAAAUAUUGUCCGACAGAAAUUAAAAUUCGUUAAGAUAAGAAAGUUCUAAAAACGGAGUAAUAAAUUUUGAUGAUUCUGAAGAUACCUACAUUGAUAGUAUUAAUUUGUAACCAGAACCAUAAAAGGAAAAAAAUAAUAACAAGAAAAACAAAGGUAAUUCAAGAAAGUCAAGCAUUGGAUAGAUUGCACCACUUCCAAGUUAAAUAAUCUAUAACAACAAUGUAAACAAUAGCUUAAACAACAAUGGAGAUGGGGAAAUUCAUUCAGGUAGUCUCUGCGGAAAGAAGAAAUCUUAAAGAUCAGCUCGCUCAAAAAAAGAUUUUUAGACUUCAAUUGACCAUCAAAAUAAAGAGUUUGCCAGUAGAAAUAAAAUGAUGUUUGAAAAUACAUAAAAUGAAAUUAGAACUGAUGAGAAUAUUGAUAACUCAAUUAAACCCCUUAAGGCAGCUAUAGAUUAAGGGUACAGGGACUCCAGUUUUCUUCAUAACAGAAGCAUAAAUGGUUGUGAUCAAUCUCAUAUUUAUACAGCUGGUGACAUUACUAAUAUUCAAGACUAGUCAAAUAUUUUACCAAUAAAUAUUAAUUAAAAGAAUGAUGGAAGCAUGCUGCUAGGUGAAAUUAACCAUGGAAUGUAAGCAUACGUCAACAACACAAUUUUAGAUCCUAACGAAAGCAUAAAUGCUCAUAGAAAUUAGACCUGGGAUAAGAAUACAACUUUGGAUAACAACAACACUAUUCAUCCACCAAGCAGUUCAGAAAAUAGGUAUAUUCAAGACUCUAAAGACAGGCUAUCAGCCAUUUAAACUAGAAAUAUUUAACAGUAACUUGCUAUGAAAUAGAAGAGAGAAUAACUGAAAAAUAAAUCUGCUGUCUAGGAUAAUUAAAUUAGAAAUAAAUCAGAAGACAAUAGAUUAUCUAUUUCUCAAAAUGCAGAAAUUCAUAUUGACAACUAAAAGUAGAGUGGUGAUUUAUUGGAGCUUCAAAACAAGAAAAUUUCUUUAAGUGUUGGAAAUUUCUACGAAAACCCCCUUCAAAAUGAAAAGAAUUUCUCAAAUAAAUUACACAAAGAAAGUAAAUUAAACAACUUAAUUUCUCAGGCCUAAUUAAACUAAUUAAGCUAAGCAAAUUCUCUAUCUUUCCUCCACAAUCAAACUCAAAAUGAUGGCACUAUGAUAAUGUAGUAAUAAUAAAAAGACCUUUCAAUCUUCUUUAAUAACAUUUCUGAUAACGAAAAUUCAGUUUAAGUUCAUCCCACAAGCCCUGAAAGAAAAAGAAUAACAAUUAAAAAACCUUUGUCACCAAUCCCACCAACAGAUUUGAAAGCAAAUGAUGAUAAUAGCGAUAUUACAGGAGGUAAAUCUCAUAAUAGAUAAAAAAUAUUUGAUACAGAUGGUGAUUGUGAUGAAGAAUAGUCUUAUGAUGUUUAAAAGAAAUAAAUGAGACUAAAUAAUUUAAUGCAUCCCUCAUAUAAUAUUUAACAAAUAAAGAGUUUUGAUAUGAAUACUUCUGAACAAUCAGUUAAAAAUAACAAUGAAUCUAGAAGCUUCAUAGAUAAGCAAGCUGCUGGCUAAUCAAUUUUGAAUAAAAUUGAUAUAAAUGAAAAGAAUUUAUAAUCAAAAUCUCUUUCUAAUGGUAAAAUUAUGAAGAAUAUCCUAGAAUAGAAUAGAAACAAAGAAAAUUAUAACAUGAGAUCUUAUGAUUUUGAAAAUAAUCAAGGUUAAAGCAUAGUACCUAUUUCUAAUCCUGGCUCUCGUAAAAAUAGCUCUUCGACUAAUGUUCCUCUUAAGAACAUAGUUAAGAAGAAAGAUUGGGAAAAAAUGCAAUCAAAUUCACCAUAUCUUGAAUUUUUACCUUCAAUGCUAAGCAACUAAACAGAAGAGUUAAAGGAAAGAGAAAACAAGCUUAAAUCUAAAUUGGAGAAGAGUAAAAAGAAUAGUAGAAGAGGAUCUAAUGAAGCAACAGAAAAAAUGAAGUAAGUAUCUGAUAUUUAUGGGUUUGAAAUUCAAAGAGCAGACCAAAAGAAUGUCUUGGUUUCUAAAAAGUCAGCUAGAUCAGUUAAGAGUUAAGAGAGUAAGAGAACUUUAGAUAAUAAGCUCCAUGAAGAGUAGGAAGAAAAUCAGAAAUCUAUUUUACAUGACAAUACUAAUUAUGCUUUAAACGAAAAUCCAAGCAACAUUUACGGAGGCAUGAUUGGAAAUAAUAACAAUUCAACUAACAUAGAUUCAUUUUACAACUAAAAGAAGCAAUACCCUCAUCAGUAGUCAUUUUUAUCUAAAUCUAAAAAACCUCCUCUAAGUAGUUAAAACAAUAUUUUAAAUAAAAAUUUGAUGUUGAAGGAGAAUAAUUUAAUGAACUAUCCAAAUUCAGCAAGACUAAAUUUAAAUUCUAUAGCAUUGAGAUAAACAACCACCCUUGAAGGUCAUGAUAUGAGCACUAUGGAGCAUAAUAUAGCAACUUAAAGCAAUCAUGAAGGAUUCUUUAAUAACUAAGAAUUUGUAAUAAAGCCUAAUAACUAGAAUUCUAUAUAACUUGAUAUUGCCAAUUCAGAUAGAUAGCAUCAUAAAUCCUUUAAUGAUGAAUUUGAUUUAGAUGCAUAGUUUUAAUAAUUUAAAGACCACGAUAAUUCAAUAUCUUCUUUUGAGCACUCUCAUUUUGGCAACUUUUAACAAAACAAGCACAAAUGA
Tetrahymena thermophila SB210 is the source of this 4956-nucleotide messenger RNA. Its product is annotated as transmembrane protein, putative. The record is from RefSeq and is a predicted model, not a curated record. NCBI's taxonomy places the organism in Eukaryota, Ciliophora, Oligohymenophorea, Hymenostomatida, Tetrahymenidae. The transcript has 9 exons.